AUGUCAGACUCAAUGUCCGACACAAUCCCCGACAAGGAGGUGGAUGAGCAGCAGCGCAUUGACCAUGACAUCCCCAUCGACCCAGCCGCGGAGAAGGCCUUGCUCCGCAAAUUAGACAGAUGGAUAGUCCCGCCUGUUAUGUUGCUUUACCUCCUCAGUUUCCUUGAUCGUGUCAACAUUGGAAAUGCCCGCCUGUACGGAUUAGAAGAGGAUCUCGGCUUAGAAGGCAAUCAAUACCAGAUUGCCGUCUCUAUCCUCUUCGUCACCUAUAUUCUCUCGGAGCUGCCCUCCAACCUCGUCAUCAAGAAAUUCAAGCCCUCCCGCUGGCUCUCGUUCAUCACCACCGCCUGGGGUAUUGUCGCCACACUCACGGGCGUGGUCCAAAGCUAUGGCGGUUUGAUCGCCUGCCGCAUCAUCCUGGGCGCCUUAGAGGGCGGCUUGUUUCCAGGUCUAGCCAUCUACCUCACAUGCUUCUACACGAAGAAAGAAUACGCCCUUCGAAUCGGCUACCUCUUCGUCUCGGCCGCCAUUGCUGGCUCCAUCGGCGGUCUCCUCGGCUACGGCAUCGGGCACAUGGAUGGCGUAGCUGGUCUGCGAGGGUGGCGCUGGAUCAUAAUCCUCGAGGGCAUUCCCACUUUCCUCCUCGGAAUCUCCAUCUGGUGGUGGCUGGCCGAUACCCCAGACACCGCACACUACCUAACCAUGGCCGAGCGCGAGCUCAUCGACGCCCGCAUGCGCCGCCAAAUCGGACACACCAAGUCCUCCGACCAGAUGCACAAGGCAGAUGUCAUCGAGGGACUCAAAGACUGGAAGAUCUGGCUAUUCACAAUCGGACAAUUUGGCGGCGACACCAUCCUUUAUGGUUACUCUACUUUCCUACCAACCAUCAUCAAGGGACUAGGUGAUUGGAGUACCGCUGAGGUCCAGGCUCUUACGAUCCCUUGCUACGCCCUCGGUGCGAUUAGCUACAUCGUCGUAGCGUGGUUUUCGGAUCGCACGCAGAAACGCGCCGUGUUCACGGUUAUUUUCGGUCUCACCUGUGCGGCAGGAUAUGCAAUCCUUGUCUCGCCGGCACCUGGCGGUGUCAAGUACUUUGGCUGCUUCCUUUCUGCCAUGGGCCUGUACGUUAUUGUUGGACUGCCGCUCGCAUGGCUUCCUAGCAACACACCGCGUUAUGGAAAGCGGACCGUUGCGACGGGAUUACAGCUUACCAUUGGUAACUCUGCGGGGAUUCCUGCUCCUUUCCUUUAUACCACCAAUGAAGGUCCUCGUUAUAUCAAAGGUCACGCCGUGUCCAUGGGCCUGGUCGCCAUGUCGGCGAUAAUAUACCUGCUCUUCUGGGCGUGGUUCAAGAGAAAGAAUGAGCGCAAGAGGAGUGGGAAGGAGGACUGGCGGGUUGAGGGGAUGACGGAAGAGGAGGCGGAAGAGCUGGGCGAGCAUAACCCGCGGUUUAUUUAUACUUACUAG
Messenger RNA from Aspergillus mulundensis, 1467 nucleotides. RefSeq lists its product as uncharacterized. Lineage: Eukaryota; Fungi; Ascomycota; Eurotiomycetes; Eurotiales; Aspergillaceae. Gene Ontology annotation, biological process: transmembrane transport. The record is from RefSeq and is a predicted model, not a curated record. Gene Ontology annotation, molecular function: transmembrane transporter activity. The transcript has 2 exons. Gene Ontology annotation, cellular component: membrane. Bases 1 to 1467 code for a protein of 488 amino acids.